Molecule: messenger RNA, 921 nt
Organism: Thalassophryne amazonica
Lineage: Eukaryota; Metazoa; Chordata; Actinopteri; Batrachoidiformes; Batrachoididae
Gene: cmc2
Product: C-x(9)-C motif containing 2
Exons: 4
Coding region: 78-416 (112 amino acids)
Cellular component (GO): mitochondrion
Source: RefSeq, a predicted model, not a curated record
UAUAGGUUGUAGCAUUUACGUAAAAAAUAUGUUGUAAUAACGAAUGUUAUUUUACGGUAAAAGUUGUCUUAUCAUUAAUGGUGGUGUGUAUUACAUUUACUCUUGCUGGGCGUGUGCUGGAGAGUUUUUUCAAUAAUACGCAUCUUCAGGUUGCUGGACUCAGCGUAAGCCCACAGGUCACUAUGCACCCUGACCUCUCACCUCACCUGCACACAGACAAGUGUAAUGAACUAAUAUCGCUUCUGAAGCAGUGCCACAAUGAGCACAGUUUCCUGAAGUUCCUUGGCAAGUGCAAUGAGGAGGACCGAGUUAUGCGUCAGUGUCUGAGGGAGGAGGCAGAGGAAAAGAGGAAGCAAAGCCAUCUGCGUGCUAUCGAGAUGAAACGCAAGGUGAAAGAAGGCCACAAAGAAUUGUGAAGGACACUUUACUGCAACAGGACCACUGGUACCGAAGGGAAAAGCCAUGUCCAGAAUCACCCUUUGCAUCCACCAUUCCCAAAAAAAGUAAUCACUCUUUACUUAACACCGUAAUGUGCAGGAAAAUGGACUCUUGUGAAUAACAGACAUGUUCACUUUUGUGUCCCUACAUCUGUUAAAGCUGAAGUAUCACAAUUUCCCUUUUUCCCUAACAGCAGUAUAUAGUGAACACAUUUUACACACAGGCAGGAGUUAAUUGAAAACAAAUUCUUCUGAUAUGAGGACACACAUAUCUGUGUAACUUCUCCCUUGCAAUGUUAAAAGUACACUCAACAUGGUACAUUUUUAAAUUGCCAGUGUAAAAUUAUUGCCUUGAUACUACUGAGAAACUAGCACCGUGCUUCUCCAGCACAAGCCUCUGCCAACACUAGUUUCCAGUUCCACAAAUUUUUUACCUUGGAAAAAAUUUUCAAGGUAAUAGUCCUGUUAGAAGUGGCUUUUCAUA